This is a messenger RNA of Chenopodium quinoa (quinoa), 1988 nucleotides long. RefSeq names its product small RNA degrading nuclease 1-like. The coding region runs from base 118 to 1584 and encodes 488 amino acids. The transcript has 12 exons. NCBI's taxonomy places the organism in Eukaryota, Viridiplantae, Streptophyta, Magnoliopsida, Caryophyllales, Amaranthaceae. Gene Ontology annotation, cellular component: nucleus. The record is from RefSeq and is a predicted model, not a curated record. Gene Ontology annotation, molecular function: nucleic acid binding; exonuclease activity.
CCCCAACCAAAACAAGGAGGAGAGAGAAACUGAAACACAAAUCCCUGAAUUGUUUUUGCGUCUCUGCACUUACUGGAGGUGCCGCCAUUCUCACCUUCUUCUUCUUGUUCUUUUAUCAUGGACCAGAAGCUUGCUACUGCUUCUAAAGAUGUUCUUGUUCAAAUUGUUAAGUUGUCACAAAAGAAGGGAAUGGAGGGUGAUAAUGGAGGAUGGAAGGAUUUUUUGAAAGUUCAUGAUAAAAAAUUUGGUGCAAGCAUGAGUGAUCCAGCUCGGAGGACCCCGGAAGUGUUACGCGCUUUCUUAGAUACAUUUAAGAAAGAGGAAGACUUAAAUUACUUUGAUAAACUCUUAAUAUGUCAUUCUAACCGGGACCUAGUGAAACAAGUAGCGAAAUCAGAAGAUGCUGAAUCACCUGUACAGAAGUUGGUUCGUUUGACACUUGAACAUCCACAGUAUCCAAUUGAGUAUACAUUUCCAUCAUAUAAGGAGGAUUGGGUUGUUACAAAACUUGGUAAGAAGUCAAAGUUGGCAACGUCAGAGACAUUGCUGGCUGUUGAUUGUGAGAUGGUUCUCUGUGAGGAUGGAACUGAAGCCUUGGUUAAAAUAUGCGUGGUAGAUCAGGAUUUAGAGGUAAAACUCCAUGAAUUUGUCAAUCCUAAUAAAGCAGUAGCAGAUUUUAGGACACAAAUUACUGGUGUUUCUCCAGAAGAUUUGGAUGGCAUCACUUGUUUUCUUGCUGAUAUACAGAAAAAGUUGAAGAAGCUAUUGUCCCAAGGGGCUAUUUUAGUUGGGCACAGUCUCAGUAAUGAUCUGAAAGCUUUGAAGGUUGAUCAUGCAAGAAUCAUUGACACCUCUUUUGUCUUCAAACUUGGAGAUGGAUCAACGAAAAGAAGACCUUCCUUGAACGAUUUGUGCAAGUUUGUGUUGGGUUUUGAACUUCGCAAGAAGGGUGCUCCGCAUAAUUGUGUUGAUGAUGCAUGUGCUGCUAUGAAAUUAGUGCUAGCAAAGAUAAAGGAUGGAUUUGACAGCACAAUUCCUGUAGUUCAGGAUGAUGUGCCAGACAGUGAAAAAUCAAAGCUCCUUAUACACAGAAUACCGAAGGAUCUUCCAAAUGAAGAACUAGGUCAGAUCAUCCCUGGAGACUUCACCAUUGAAAUUCAGGCUAGUAAGAAAGUUCGAGGUGACAAGUAUUCUGCCUUAGCUACUUUCAAAAGUCCACAGGAGGCACUUUGUACGUAUGAAAAUCUGGAAGGAGACGAAGAAAAGGACACUUAUGGGCGGUCUCAGAAACUUGUCUCUGUCCAGCUUAAAAAUGGCUCAACAGCUAUUAUAUGUGUUCGGAAAAUGUUACCUGACACUCCUCUUGACAAAGUUUCUGCGAAACGAGCACAUCCAACAGAGGGACCAGUAAAUGAAUCAAAGAAGUUAAAGAUCGAGCGAACUUCUGAAGCUGCUCAGCAGAUUCUCUGUUUUGAUCAUGUGAAGGAGAUUGAAAGGUUGAAGGAUUUGGUUAGCCAAAGGGAUCAAGAGAUUUCUAGCCUGCAUAAGAUUGUAGCAGCUCUUACAAGGAAACAAGGGCUCUAAAUUUUAAAUCUCUAAUUUAGAUCCCCAGCUGGUUAAUUUGGGGCUCUGCAAAUUUUGAAAGGGCCUAUUAUUUGAGGUUAUGCAUGAUCAAGAAACAAGUGACAACAGAGAUUUUUUGUGCAGGAGUUGAUUCCCCAGCCAUUUGUAAAGUUUUGGUUUACCGCCUAGUAGUAGAUAUUGCAUCCUGAGGAUUUUUUUUUUGGUUUUCACGCAAUAAUUUGUAUGAUUGCAUGCUUUAAUUUUUUCAUAUUUAACAAAUUUGUUUCAAGCAAUAUAUAGGAAGGGUCAAAUUACCUAGGCUUAAUAUUUAGCCCAAGUCUGCUAUAAUGUUCACUAAUUCACUUACUAGUGGUGUAUGACAUUAGCUGCUACAUUGGUAUGCUGAUAGGAUAAUCGUUUAAUGA